Molecule: messenger RNA, 2400 nt
Organism: Zophobas morio
Lineage: Eukaryota; Metazoa; Arthropoda; Insecta; Coleoptera; Tenebrionidae
Gene: mxt
Product: eukaryotic translation initiation factor 4E-binding protein Mextli
Exons: 11
Coding region: 152-1684 (510 amino acids)
Biological process (GO): regulation of formation of translation initiation ternary complex; positive regulation of translation
Cellular component (GO): RNA cap binding complex; cytoplasm
Molecular function (GO): RNA binding; eukaryotic initiation factor 4E binding; translation initiation factor activity
Source: RefSeq, a predicted model, not a curated record
GCGCCCUCGAAUUUCGCAGUCGCAUUGCGUGCAGCGUAGCAGCUGUGCCAGUUGCGUCUGAUUUUCAAUAAAUAACCAGGAAAAUAAUUACAAGCUAAACUUUGGCAUUGUGCGUGUUUCAGUUCAAAAUUCGCAACUCCGAGAAGCGAAAAUGUCUCUGGGCAUCUCGUCCCGACUCAAACACCCCAAGAAGCACGAGCUGGUCAAGUCCCACAGUCAGGCCCAGAUCCUGGCCAACAAGCUGCGGCAGGACGGCGUGCUAACGACAGUGGAAAAUGUUCUGCAGGCCGUCGAUCAGGUGGCAGCUCUGCUCGCUUCCAGCCUCACCGACCCCAACAUCUCCUACAAGGACAGCAUCAUCAACUUGUGCCAGCACUUGAAGGUGUAUGGCGCCUAUUUGGAGAUCUUGUACAAGGAACAGUUGGAUCACGCAUUUAAAAUUUUUCGGGACAAGGCCCAAGACGACAUACGAGUUGAUCUCCUUUCGCGAUUACACUUGCUCGAACUGAUCGAACUGAGAGCCAAGGGAUGGAAGGGCACCGAAGUGAUGAACCAGUAUUACAGGAAGAAAGUCAACCAAUAUUCGCAGAUUGAUAUGUCCGAUUCCGCCACGAGCCUAAGCGACUCCAUGUGUUCAAUGUCGGUGUCCACGUCUCCGCCUCUCCUGGGACCCGGUGAAGUUCUCAAACCCUCAGGAAAGUUCUCCAAACCGACGAGAAUACCGGGUAAGAAGUACUGUAAGGAUGAGGUGGUCAUCCGGAACGCAGACUCCGGUAAAGUAAUGGGUAUCAAAGGAAGGCGUGUUCAUAUGAUCGAAGAACUUAGCGAAACGAUCAUUUCGUUUCAGCGAGUCAAUCCUGGUGCGAAGGAGAGACUGGUUCAGAUAACGGGGGCGAACGAAGAAAGCAUCAACCAUGCUAAGCAGCUGAUCGAAGACACGAUCCGACGAAACGCCUCACCUGUUCGAGAACACGAAAUGGCAGUCGGUGGUCCUUUAACGGGCUCCAGUUCUAGUAUCAACUCUUCUGCUUCUGACGAUAGUGCUUUGCCAUCGUCAGCCAGAGCAUCGAGAGCUUUAAUGCACAGUUUGAGCACAAACGACGCCACAAUCGGCGAAUACAAAUACAGUGUAGUGACCGGUGGCUACACGAUCAAGAUCACCGGCGAUAACCUCGACUUAGUUCGAACGAGCAAAUUGGUCCUGGAGGAGUAUUUCUCAGGGGAACCAAUACACGAACAAUUUUAUAGCUUCGAUAGUCUGCCGCAGCCUAUUGUGGCGGGAGUAGAGGACGGACCCCUGUCCCCACCCGAAUCCAUCCCCUCUCCCGGCGUCAUCACCAACGGCCAGACCGAGGAGACAGGUAAAGAUGGAAGGGUGAAACUGCGCAAACCCCAUAUGCCAAUCGAAGACAUAAUCAAGGGUAAGACGUCGUCGUCGUCGUCGUCGUCGAGCGACCAAACAAACAAGUCCGCCCUGGUGUAUACAAUCGAAUUUCUGGCCCACCUGGCCAUGUCGCCGCUGUGUCUGGGGGCGCCGACCGACUGGGAGCGAAUCUCGAGAGACUACCCCUUCUUAAUCCGCAACACUGGGGAUACGUUCGACGCCAAACAGUAUCUGUCCACGCGCACAGGUGAACCGACUUGCGUCCUAAGCGCCGACGAUGUCGAUUCGGCGGACGUUUGACGCAAAUGAUAGUUACGAGUUUUAAUGAAGCAAUUUUCGGUUUCUUUCCUACGAGGUCAAGUUUAUUUUCUUCGGGCUCAAUAUCUUUAUUAACUUAGGGUAGCGAACAAAGGGAAAUAUAAAAAGUUUUAUACUCUAUGGAUAGUUGCCUAUUUUUCGUAUACAGUUUGUAACAAUUUUUUAAAAAAACGUUUGAUGUGUUGUUUUGUGACAAGAGUUUAAAGCUGUUGGUUUAGUAGAGGAAUAUCUAUUAACUUUACUUAAGAUUAAAACACAAAAAAAUAAGACUACUUAUUUUUAGUUAAUGUGACUGACUUUACUAAUAAUCUCUUAGCGAAAAUCAUCUCAGACUAUUUAUGUUAUUUAUUCUUGUGAUCAUCUAGAUUCAUGUAAGGAGCGUUCAUGUGAGAAGCUGUAGUCUGGCAUAGAUUUAUGGAAGUAGUGAUAUCUGUAAUGAUUUGUCAGCUGGAGUUUAUUGAUGGUAUGAUACUCAUUCAUCGAGUACGGUUUUCUAUAUAUUUUUAUGUAGGUUUUCUCGUUAAGCAUUUUUCUUAUGUUUUAUUUAACUUUUGUAACUGAUCUGGUCAUACGCGACUGUUACCUGUAACGUGAAAGUAUUUUGUUUUUUGUUUUGUUUUAUAUACAUUUUUGUUUAUGCUAAAGAAAUUUAAAUGUUAAUUAGUUAUGCUUCAUGUUUAAUAAAGUUUAUCAAAGAA